AUCGGGGGUUUUCACACACACACAGCGACGUACGGCACGACAACAAGACCCAGAAAGGCCUCCCGUCGAGGGUCGGAGGUUGACGCCGACACCGGGCUCGGACUAGAAGCAACUGCUUGGGUUAUUAACCUGCUUGAGCUGUUUCUUUAGACUUCUGAGAAGGCUUGGCUUGUCUUUUCAUGGACUGAAGGCAAUCGUCUCGGCGCGAAGGGCGGCAGCUCAAGCCGCACAUACCGACCAUCAGGCACCAACUGGCUGCUUGCGUGUCCGAGAAUGUCGCGGCUGCCGCGCACCAUCACACUCGAGCCUGCCAAGCAAGGGCUGCAGUUUAGCAUUCGCGGUGGCGCCGAACAUGGGUUGCCCAUCAUCAUCUCCAACGUCGACGUGGGCAGUGAGGCUGCACGCUUGGGCCUGCGCAUAGGCUGCGAAAUCCUUUCCGUCAACGGCGUUUCCUUUCGAAAUAUCGAGCACAGCGUCGCCGUUGCCCAACUCACAACAGAACCCACGCUUCGCAUCACCUUUCGAUCCAAUCCUCUCAUUGAACGUGCUUUCACAGGUCAAGGCCCGGAUUGUGAACCCGAUCUUGCUGUGGACGCACUGAUUCCACCGCUAACUGCCUUGCCACAUCCUCACUCUGAAUCCUCGGUGAGCGUACAAGAGCAACCCGGGCCAGAGGAUGACGCAGCUAUCCGUUCCACCGUUAUUCAGCCCACGCACAUGGCUUUGCCCCCUGCUGCCGCUGCAUUGGGUACGGAGAGUGUGCACCUCGAUUUGCACGGUGGCCAUGACGGAGAUGACGCCUUUGAUACAUCAGGGGCUGGUUCCUUUGUCGAGAUUGACGAACCUAGCGACGCAGAAACCUUGUCAUUGGCGAGCCUCUCCUCCUACGCCAGCACUGCUGCCACAGGCUGGUUUGCUGCCAAUAAGCAAAACCAGUCGAGCGACGGCAUCGAAGAGCGCCUCCGAUCCCUCUUUCGCACACCCACGCGCCGUGCCUCUGAAGUUAUCGUGCCCGCACACCCAGGCAGCCCCCGAACACCCGCGAUAACACCACCCCGAUUUUCUUUUCCCGCCCAAACCCCACACCCGUCUGGCAACAGCUCUGCGGCCACAAAGACAGAUAAACCGGCCUUUGAUCAGCGGCGCAUGGAGGCUCGCCUCCGUAGUCUUUCUCAUCUGGCCAGCACGCCCUCAACUCGCACCCGUGAGCUUGCCCGCCGACCACAGCCGUUCACUGCUCCAAUACACACGCUGCACAAUGAAGCAGACGAUCGCGACCUGGCGCCUGGCUGGACGAGUCACGUGGAUUCGCGCACGAACAGAAUCUUUUACGCCAACGCGGCAACACGGCAGACGACCUGGAUCAAACCCGGUCGCCGGCAAGGCAUACCCAGUGAUCCGCAACUCGUAGACUGGCGAGCCUUACCACAUGGAUGGGACAUCGCGACCCACAAAAACGGAGAACCUUACUACAUAAAGUUUGUCUUAAAGCACCUGCCGAGGCUAGCCUUGCCCACCAGCACCUGCGUGGCUGCACAGCCCGCCCCAGCCUCCGUUUCACUUGAGCAACGUUUACUCGAGCAAGUGACACAACAGCUAAAUGAACACAGCCUCAAGCUCCGAGAGCAAGAGGGUGUUUUGCAAAGCCGAAGGGCCGAUGCAACAGAGAUUCAACAACGUUUGAAUCGCAUGCAAGAGCGACGAGCGGCUCUGAGCAUGACACUCGCCCAGACUGAGGGUCAAUCCGAAGUUGAGGCUCGUUUAGAAGGCCAGCUUGAAAUGCUUUCGGAGCAGAUAUCCGAUGUGAUUACCGCUCAGAAGAGCGCUGCUGAAGUUGUUGAAGCGCAGACACAAAUUGUGCGUCGGCGAAGAGAGCGCAUCGAAGCUGUGGCCGACGUUCUCAGCCAAUGUCAACAGCGCAGUGCUAAAGUGCCUGAGAUCGACCGCUCCCGCCACGCAGCUAGCACUGGCAUGCACUUGCUGCGCCGGCUCAAGGCGGAUUUCGACACGGCCGUGCAAGAAUUGGCAGCCCUUGUCGAUGCAGUUCUGGAGCAGGCUGGUGUGGCCGAACCAUUCGGUGAACAGAGCCUGAUGGAGCUCGAGCGGCAUCGCGACCGUGAAUGGCUGGUGCAUGUCGACGCAGAGCAAAACUUGCGCAGCGACCUGGAGAUGCAACUGAUUUCACUAACGGUAGAGCUUGAGCUGGCCCCCAAGUUGCGACUGGCCUUGAGUGAGUUGGAGCAGCUGCGUCGGCAGGAAAUGCUCCGCUCGAGCAUGGGGAUCCGCGCUGCCGUGCAUUUGCCGGACAAGGAGCGCGAAGUUGAUCACCUUGCUCGGCGGCUCUUGAGCUGUGUGCCCCCAUUCGAAAGCGCAGAGUGUGUGCAAAUACUCUGUGGCAGCAGUGGGCUGGCCUUUCGCAACGAAACGAGUGGAUCAGCGAUUGAAGCUUAA
This is a messenger RNA of Monosiga brevicollis MX1, 2451 nucleotides long. RefSeq lists its product as uncharacterized. Gene Ontology annotation, cellular component: plasma membrane. The record is from RefSeq and is a predicted model, not a curated record. The transcript has 10 exons. Gene Ontology annotation, molecular function: protein binding. Lineage: Eukaryota; Choanoflagellata; Craspedida; Salpingoecidae. The coding region runs from base 274 to 2451 and encodes 725 amino acids.